Molecule: messenger RNA, 982 nt
Organism: Pangasianodon hypophthalmus (striped catfish)
Lineage: Eukaryota; Metazoa; Chordata; Actinopteri; Siluriformes; Pangasiidae
Product: potassium/sodium hyperpolarization-activated cyclic nucleotide-gated channel 4-like
Exons: 2
Coding region: 425-982 (185 amino acids)
Source: RefSeq, a predicted model, not a curated record
CUUUUUUCCUACACUGUGGCGCACGAGCUGAGCGUCAGUUACACACAUACACACACACACACACACACACACACUCAGGCUAGUCCCCCGACUGUCAGCAGAGACAGAGAGAUAAAAGUAACCAGUGAAAAGCAGAUUACACUCCAACCUGUGGAUUUACUCCUUCCUUUUGCGCAUGACGCGGGCGCGCAAGAUGGAGAGGUCGAGCAGCUCAGUUCUGCACGAGAAGUUUCUUAUUCUACACCACUGAACAAAUAGCGACUUGAUUUUAUUCUAAACAGGUUCUAUUUCUUUUGUCUGUAUUUACAGACCUAUAGCGUCAGUCAUGAUUAAGUAGUUUGUGUAUUUCUUACAUUAAAUGUAACUGUUUAGCCUACAAACCAAAAAAACCUCAACUAAAACCAGGCUAGAUAAAACUAUUAGAAUGGACAGCUCAAGUGGACAAGCAGGCAGUGAGAGCUGUCCUCCUCCGAAUGGAGACUCCAGAGCUCGGGGCAGGUUCUCCUUCUCUGCCUGGCGCUCCUCCUCUCUGUCCUCCGCACACGGAGCUGGAGCUGGAGGUGGAGGGGAUCUGAGCCGGAGGCUCCUGAGUCUCGUUCGUAAUUACCACGAGAGAGCUGCUUCUACAGCCGACUUUAACACCAAACCCACUGAGGUGACAGUGGGGGUAGACGGACUGACCACGGCCGAGCCAUCUGCAGGGACCUCAUUUACUUCUAAUAUGGAGGAGUGUGAGUCCAGUGACCAGUCCACUUACCUCCACAAGCAGCUGAGCUCCAUGUUACAACCCGGAGUCAACAAGCACUCGCUGCGCAUGUUCGGCAGCACCCAAGGAGUCGCAGCUGAGCAGGAGAGAGUCCGCUCCUUUGGGGUCUGGAUUAUACAUCCAUACAGUGACUUCAGAAAAGCACCGGAUGUAGUGGAUGAGCUAGAGCAGCAGAAGACCACAUCAGGUACUACUCCUGUGAAACUGGACGGCUGA